This is a messenger RNA of Rhipicephalus sanguineus (brown dog tick), 840 nucleotides long. Its product is annotated as endothelin-converting enzyme 2-like. Gene Ontology annotation, molecular function: metalloendopeptidase activity. The coding region runs from base 1 to 840 and encodes 279 amino acids. Gene Ontology annotation, cellular component: plasma membrane. The record is from RefSeq and is a predicted model, not a curated record. Gene Ontology annotation, biological process: protein processing. NCBI's taxonomy places the organism in Eukaryota, Metazoa, Arthropoda, Arachnida, Ixodida, Ixodidae. The transcript is spliced from 5 exons.
AUGAGCCUGUACCGCCGCCUGAACACUGAGACGUCAGGUCAUCAAACACUGACAUCGAAGCCAGGGCGCAUACCCAAUCAUUGUGAGCUCCUCGCUUACCUCGUCUGCGUGGGAGCCGGAAUUACCGUGGUGGUGGCUGCCACGCUGCUCAUCGUAUACCAGAGCGACCGAGGCAUGGACACUCUCUCUUUGUGCAUCACCGAGGAGUGCAGAGUUUAUGCCGAGCAGGUGUCGUCAUCACUCAACCGCUCGGCGAAUCCAUGCCGCGACUUUUACGAGUUUACGUGUGGAAACUGGCCGAAGGCCAACCCUGGAUAUGCAUCUGAAGCCUCCCGUAGUACAGUUGUGCUCAUUGAGGAAGCCGGCAGGCGGCUUGUACUACACCCCAUGCAGGACGUCGAAAACCAGACUGCCAUCGUUAAAGCGAGCAACCUAUAUGUGGGUUGUCUUCAAGGCGAAGACCAGAUGACGAAGCUGCGUCAUGAGUUGUUGCCGGAGAUGGGCAUCCACUGGCCGAACGUCAAGGGGGUGGUCGACCCUGUGCGGCACCUGGUUGACCUGAGCGUGCAGUGGCAGAUGCCCACGCUGCUCGACGUACGCACCGAUGAUUUCGUUCAGCUUACGGCUGAGCGUAGCCCCGUCUUUGACACUGUCACCAUGGACUGGUGGCAGCCAGUGUUCCGGCGUCUACACGGGCGCGGGCAGUACGGGGGCUAUGUGCGUGCCUUCUAUGAGGCCUUCUCCGACGACAGAAAUCAGACGGUUGUCGACGGUUUCUCGUCGGGUAGCGUCUUGCUCCCGCCGCCUGAAUCUCAUGCGAAACGUCAGGACCACUCGUAG